GUGUGUGUGUGUGUGUGUGAGAGAGAGAGAGAGAGAGAGAGAGAGAGAGAGAGAGAGAGAGAGAGAGAGAUUUCUCAGCUAUAUUGACAUUUUUACAGAUCUCUCUCGCUCUCGUUUACGAACCCUCGCGUUAGCCAUGGGUCUUUGGGAAGCUUUGCUCAAUUGGCUUCGAAGCCUCUUCUUUCAGCAGGAAAUGGAGCUUUCUUUGAUAGGGCUGCAGAAUGCAGGAAAAACAUCCCUUGUAAAUGUCAUUGCAACUGGUGGAUACAGUGAAGACAUGAUACCAACUGUGGGAUUUAACAUGCGGAAAGUGACUAAAGGAAAUGUGACUAUAAAAUUGUGGGACCUUGGAGGUCAACCCAGAUUCCGCAGUAUGUGGGAAAGAUACUGUCGUGCAGUUUCUGCUAUAGUGUAUGCAUCUAUCUUCAGCUUAUUUAAUUACAUUGUGUAGAUGUUAAUAUUCCUU
Molecule: messenger RNA, 466 nt
Organism: Nicotiana tabacum (common tobacco)
Lineage: Eukaryota; Viridiplantae; Streptophyta; Magnoliopsida; Solanales; Solanaceae
Source: RefSeq, a predicted model, not a curated record